AUGAUUCAAAAACCAUGUUACGCCCCUAUAUUUAACUUUUCUGAAUUCCUUGAUAAUUCGAUAAUUUCUGACUGUGAAAUUAUCUUGGAUGAUGGCGAGCCUCCAAUUAAAGCGCACAAAUUAAUUCUUGCAAAUUCUUCAUCAUUUUUCCUCAAUAUAUUUACAGCACAAAUGGAAGAAUCUGCAACAGGCAAAGUACCUAUUACAAAAAAUCCAGGAAAGCUCCUUAGAAGAGUUAUCAACUGGAUGUACGACGGCAAAAUUCAAUAUAACGAUGAUAACAAAGACCUUUUACGACUGUACGAGAUAUCCUUAUAUUAUGGAGUUUUAGUAUUAAACGAAAGCUUACAAAAAUUAAUUCGUGAAAAAAUCAAAACAGAAGAUAUUCUUGACUACUGUGAUUUUUGCUUUAACGAAGAACUCUCUCGUACUCUUGAGUUUUUGGCCGAAUUAAUUGGAGAAAAUAUUGGCGAAUUUACAGACUUAGAAAAAUUAUCACAAAUAUUAGAUGUUAAAACAUUUUCUUUAGCAUUGAAAUCAUCCAAACUCAAUACACGUGAAAAACUUCAAAAAAUUAGUAAAUUCAUAGGAGACUAUACAAUGGAGGGUAAUGAUAUCUCAGACCUCAAAGACGCCUUAAAUAAGUCUUCUGAUAAAGGUACUAUUAAUAAAGAUCAAUUAAAGAAGGAAUUCCCAGAACUUUCAGUUUUAUUAGAUGACUGA
Trichomonas vaginalis G3 is the source of this 723-nucleotide messenger RNA. Its product is annotated as protein ubiquitination. Gene Ontology annotation, molecular function: protein binding. Lineage: Eukaryota; Parabasalia; Trichomonadida; Trichomonadidae. The record is from RefSeq and is a predicted model, not a curated record. The transcript has a single exon. The coding region runs from base 1 to 723 and encodes 240 amino acids.